Molecule: messenger RNA, 2061 nt
Organism: Strongylocentrotus purpuratus (purple sea urchin)
Lineage: Eukaryota; Metazoa; Echinodermata; Echinoidea; Camarodonta; Strongylocentrotidae
Product: synergin gamma-like
Exons: 9
Cellular component (GO): clathrin coat of trans-Golgi network vesicle
Molecular function (GO): protein binding
Source: RefSeq, a predicted model, not a curated record
UGUGUUGUUUACGGGUACUUUACGGUAGACCUACGGUACGUACAUUUUCAACCGGAACGUAAUUUUGACGAUUGAGCGGUAUUGUACUACCAACUGUACAGGAAAUCGGCCAUACUUCAUUUUCUUAGGCCAGGGAGCGGUUAUUUUACUAUGUCUUACAGACCUCCCUAUGGCUCCCAGCCUUCAGGGAACUAUCGUGUACCACCAGGACCUGGUGGAAUGACCAAUAUCCAGGGACAGUUCGCAAUGGGUACACCUCAGCAGCAACAGCAGCAGAGCUUUCAUAUGAUGCACCAACAACAGCCACCUCAGCAACAUCAACCACAGGGACAGACUGGGGGAAUGGCUCCCCACAUGUAUCAUAGUCAGCCUGUUGCAGGAAUUUACCCAACACCUGGAUAUGGUCAGAUGGUAAUGCAGCAAGGUCCAUUCAUUGGUCAAGCAGGGGUAAUCCAGCCAGGUAUGAUGACUAGAGGAGUUGGUCAGCAAGCAGGGAUCAUACCUGGCAUUGGUCAGCAGAAUAUCCAGACUCAGCAGAAUAUGACACCAGAACAACUCAAGAAAUAUGCAGAAAAACAAAAGAAGAUGUUGGAGGAACAGAAAAAGAAAGAGGAGCAAGAGAGGAAGGAUCGUUUUCGAGAAGAACAGAAGAGAAAGUUGAAGGAGUUCUCUUCUGGUGGGAGGUCUUCUAUGGGAUCCAAGAGCCUUGACAUGGGAGACCUCUUAUCUAAGAGCUUAAUGACACCACAACUCAACAGAAUCCGAGCAUGGUCCAAGCACCAGGAAUACAUUAUCAACAUGGCAUGCCUGUGCAAUCGGUUGGUUUUUAUUCCACAAGGUCAUCAUCCUGGAAUGCAGGGUGUGGUUUUAGGUGCUAGGCAACCACAGAAUCCUCCAGCUGGUGCUACACCCACCGUGAUUCAUUCUCAAAGUAUGGAUGAUGGAUUCAGUGGAUUUCAGAAGGCUGCACCAUUGACAUCUAGCGGGGGUCAAACUAAAGAAGAUGACUUUGGGGAGUUUCUCCAUGCCCCUUCAAAUUCAGAGUCUGUUGUACAUCCUGUAACUGAACUGAAAGUGGAGCCUGGGUCACAAGCCCUACCAUCAGAAGGUGAUGAUGAUAGCUUUGGAGACUUCCUCGGAGGAGGGCCUGGUGCCCCUCAGAGUGCCCCUCAGAGUGACUCAGACACACAGAAGCAAGACCAUGAUAAGAAACAAGUAGAAGAGAAUCCAUUCUCUGAUCCAAAGGCUGAUCCAAAGGCCAUGGGGUCAUCCUUAGAGAACAUGAUGAAGCAGUCUACAGAUCUCUCUGAAUCCCAGAAACAGCGUAAACGAUUCAACCAGAAACCAUCACUAAAUGAAGUCAAGGAUCAUACAACCAUCCAGCAUAAGUCGGUUAGUACCUUCACACCAAGUAACAAGUCUAGGUUAUGGCAGCGGGAGAGUGAAGACUUGACCACACUCUUCACCCUUCCCUCUGCAGCCCAAGGAGGGCAGCAGAAUCCCAUAACCGCUGUCCAAGGAGGAAUGGGCCAAAGUGAUGUUGGGCAGCCUGUAACAUUGCCUGCAUUCCAGCAACAUCAAAAUCCUGGUCAACUUCCAAACUGGCUUCAGAAUGAGUCCUCAUUGCCAAUGGUCUAUCAUCAAGUCCUCGAGGCAUCUACCAAUGAUGGAGCCAUACAAACCAACCUUCUAUACCCUAUACUCCUUCUCUCUGGACUGGACCGUCCUUUGCUUGGUCAUAUCUGGUCAAUGGUCAACUACGCACUUCCUGGUCAGCUGGUGGCUCAAGAGCUUUACAUGGGAUUGGCUCUUAUUGCUCAUGCUCAGAGAGGCCAGGAGGUAUCUAUUGCAGCUCUGUGCAGCCUACCAGAAGCACCUAUCCCCCAGCUCAACCCCACUGCUGCCCAACAACCUGCUUCUCAUCAGCCACCAUCAACACAACCCCACCAAGAAGGCACAAAGAUUGAUGAGGAGGAGGAGGAGGACUUUGCUCCAUUCCAGGAAGCCCAAAGACUGCUGCUGUCACCAUUCCUAGGGUACCAAGCGUCCUUCCUUCAAUCA